Messenger RNA from Diaporthe batatas, 622 nucleotides. RefSeq lists its product as uncharacterized. Bases 94 to 486 code for a protein of 130 amino acids. NCBI's taxonomy places the organism in Eukaryota, Fungi, Ascomycota, Sordariomycetes, Diaporthales, Diaporthaceae. The record is from RefSeq and is a predicted model, not a curated record. The transcript is spliced from 2 exons.
CAAAGUCCUGCACCCUUCCACAAAAAAGCGAACACAAUUCCCAAAAGACACGGCCACUCCAAUUAAGCAGCCUUUCGAUAGACAGACGCAGUCAUGUUUGAGGGGUUUUCGCUCCGUCACAUCCCGGGCCUCAUUGUGGCCACAACAAUGACCUUCGGUGGUAUGUGGCCAGCCUUCGACGCUCCCGGGGCGAUGCGCGAGUUUGGCUUCCCAGCUCGAAUAGCCAAUGCGCCAGCGGCUGCCCCCGUCAUGGUCGUUGGCCAGGCUCGCGGUACUGUUAUCGGCCUCCUGGUGUUCUUGUUCUACUCACGCAACCAGCUGGAGUUGGUAGAUUUGGUUACGGCUGUGACAGCUGCGUACUGUGCGUUGGUAGACCUGUAUGUGGUUUGGAAGGAGGGCGAACGUCGCAACGCGGUGUUCCGCCUUGUCACCUCCGGGAUGCUUGCUGUUUGGGGAUACGCUGGAAUGACAUCGCCUAAGGUCUAGUGGAUCUACGGAAUUGCUUCUGGCCUCUGAGAACGAAAUGGCUUUGCGGCGGCAUGGGCUAUCUGGUUUUGUUCUUGAUUAGCAUAUACCCCGAAGACGAAUAUGGUCCAUGAUACUGUGAUAAUCACUGUGAGGG